Molecule: messenger RNA, 1715 nt
Organism: Scatophagus argus
Lineage: Eukaryota; Metazoa; Chordata; Actinopteri; Scatophagidae
Product: cytotoxic and regulatory T-cell molecule
Exons: 11
Coding region: 20-1468 (482 amino acids)
Biological process (GO): positive regulation of natural killer cell mediated cytotoxicity directed against tumor cell target; detection of tumor cell; cell recognition
Cellular component (GO): plasma membrane
Molecular function (GO): signaling receptor binding
Source: RefSeq, a predicted model, not a curated record
UGUUGAGUGAGUGACAGAAAUGGAACAGAAGCUGCAGCUCUGCGUAUUCAUGUUACUCAUACAUGUUUCUCAUGCGGUGUGGCAGCGCGUGACUGUAAAAAAAGGUGAGACCGUUGACUUAAGCUGCCCAGUUACUAAUGCUCACCAGACCAGCAUAGACUGGAAGAACCCUGAGGGAUAUGUCAUGUUCUUCAAGCACAAUAAAGCAGUAGUGGUUAAAGGUUUACAGGACAAGCGCUACAGGAUGAGCAAACUGUCUGCUUCAGAAUUCACCGUCAGUAUUUCUGGUGUCACCUUCAAAGAUGGUGGCAACUACACCUGCUCCCAGUAUGGUGAUCACAUAACAGAGAAGAUAGUGGAGCUGACAGUGUUAGAUAAUCCCAAAAUGAAAAGAACAAAGGAUAAAGGAAGGUUUAACAUAAAAUGUAUUUCUGAGGGGAACCACUAUCCACCCCAGAUCUCCUGGAAACUGGAUCAAGGGCCUGAAAUUCUUGCUCAUUCCCAAGUCGUGCAUGGAGAUCACAAAUAUGUUUCAAGAGCUAUGUUACAUAUUCAGUCUGUGGAGAGCAGAGUCACUGUGAAAUGCCUUGUUCGCCAUCCAGCUCUGCACUCACAACCAUUGAUGGACUUUGUCAAAAUUGGACGUAACCCAGCAAAGUCCCACCACAAAACCACAACCAAUUCAUCUGCAGCUCAAGGGUCAACAACAGUGCGCCAAACAACAACUGACUGGUUCAGACAUGGGAGAACAACUGUGUUCCCUACAACUAGAGAUGUGAAUGGGCCUUCAUCUGAGAGCACUAUAACCUUAUCAGCUGUUCCAUCUAAUCAGCUGCUUCCUUCCAAUGAGCCAAGGACUGAUACAACACCCACAGGCUCACGUGUCAACACUGCUCAUACGUCAGGAACGUCUGUAUUAUCAAGCUCAACCAGCAGUAACGACACCAUCAACAAUAGAACAAGCACAACAGGCUGGACAUCUGUCUCUGAGACAACAGAGGAAAUCACAUUCUACAACCAUACAGAGGGAAACGGAACAGGAAGCUUUAAUGACCCGAAGAUGCAGACAACUGGCGAGGGAAGUUCAACUCUGCUCGUUUUCCUGGUAACAUGCCUGAUCUUUGGUCUUCUGGUGGUGGUUAUUUUUUUUGCCAUCAAGCUGAGGAGAGCACAUAUCACCUGGAAGAGAGUUUUUAUUGUUACAGAGAAUGAAGAUUCUGAUCCAUCUGAGGAAAGCAAUAAGUCAAAAUCAAGCCAGGAGGAGAAGAACUCCCAAGGACAAAGGCGAAGAGGGGUCUUAAACACUGCAUUCACACAGUAUGUCGUUGAAACAUCGCCGGCGAUAACCUCUGUGAUAAACACAGCUGCGAUGGCAGCAACAAAGGGUGUAAAUGAAGCGCAGACUUCUCAGCUUCAAACCUCGGGACAAACUUCAGCCAGAUGUAACAUAAAGGAGACAGAGCUAUAACAAGCUGUAAAUUACAGCAUUUAGAAUGUAAGCGAUAUCAUCAGCACCGUUAUCAAGAUGGCAUUUUAAGCUGGUUAUCUUUGUUUUUUUUACUGCACUUGUAAAGUGUGUGUUUACACAGAAAAGAAUAUGGUAGCACAAUGCUUACAACUGUAGUACUGUACUGUAUAUAAAUACUGUGUAUGUUUUGUGUUUACAUGAACCAAUAAAUUAUAUUUUGCUGGAACAUAAUGACAUGCUUUUUUAA